UUUAAUUUCAUUUUUUACUUUAUAUUGACAGGUACGAUUUAGUAUGCUGGAAAUUUAUAAUGAAAUUGUUCGCGAUCUGCUGAAUCCCACACAAGAUAGGAAAAGAGGUUUAAAAGUUCGAGAACAUCCAAAGAAAGGAUUUUAUGCGGAAGGUUUGAAGACAUUUUUGGUGACACAACAUAAAGACAUAGAGAGCAGAAUCGACGAAGGGACGACAAAUAGGAGUAUAGCUUCAACUAAUAUGAAUGCCACCAGCAGUCGAGCUCAUACUAUUGUUGGAAUUACUCUGAUACAAAAAACAAAAAGAAACGAAUUUGAAACUUCAAAAACUUCAGUAGUUAACUUAGUUGAUUUGGCAGGAAGUGAAAGAGUAGCAACGACGGGAGCUACUGGAGAUAGACUUAAAGAAAGUGCAGCCAUUAACCAAUCCCUAUCUUGUUUGGGAAAAUGCAUACACGCAUUGGCCGAGAGAGCGGGUGGUAAAAAUGUUAGAGUGCCUUACCGAGAAUCUGUGUUAACCAGACUUUUGAUGAAUGCUCUUGGUGGAAACAGUAAAACAAUUAUGAUAGCCGCCAUCAGUCCAGCCGAUAUUAACUACGAAGAAACCUUUUCUACUCUUCGAUACGCCGAUCGUGCCAAACAAAUUAAAACGGUUGCUAUUAUUAACGAAGAUCCUACAGAAAAACUCAUAAGAGAACUUCGAGAGGAAAAUGAGAAGUUGAAAAGGAUGUUAGAGAAAGGAGCUGUAGAUAUACCGGUUGGUCCAGGAAUGACAAAAGAAGAAAUCGCGAGAUUAAAAAAGAAAUGGGAAGAAGAGAUGAAGGCAGCUAUGGCCGAAAAUAAUCGAGAAAUCAAAGAAAUUAAACAGAGUUACGAUGAAAAGUUAGAUGCUGCUAAACGACAUCAAGAAGUACAAGAAGAAGAAAAGCUAAAGUUGGAGGAAGAAAAGAAGAAAUAUCCUCAUCUCGCUAAUCUUAAUUUUGAUCCUCAACUUUCGGGUAAAAUUGUUCACAUAUUAAAAUUCGGAGAUAAUGUGGUUGGAAAAGGAGAUGUGGAUAUCGUUUUACUUGGACCCAGUAUUCAGCCAGAGCACGCACUAAUAAGAGUACAAACGUAUGGGGGUGUAACUUUAGAAAAGUGUACCAAUGAUGCUAGGGUCUUAAUAAAUGGCGAUUCCGUUUCUAACAAAAUUUCUUUACAACAUAAUGAUAGGAUAAUGUUUGGCACUACCCAAUUGUACAUAUUUGUAAAUCCGGAAGAAAGAAACAAAUCAAAUAAAAAAUAUCCCGAAAUAACUUACGAAAUAGCGCAAGAAGAAAUCGCCAUCAAAGCCGGAAUCAAUAUGGCUUCAGAAGAUAAUUCUCGUGAAACUGCCUUGCUAAACAAAGAUUUGUUAGAAGUGCUUCCUGGUGUCGAAGAAGCUAAUGCCAUAAGUGAAGAAUUAGACAAAAGGGUUAAAUUUGAAAUUUUACUGAUAGCUCCUCAACUACUUGGUAAACUAACGGGAAGAACGGAGGUAUAUGUAAAAAUGCGAAAUUUAGAGACUUCGCAAGAAUUCGAAUGGCCAAAAGAAAAAUUUUUGAAUCGUCUCUAUGUGAUGAAAGAAAUGUAUCAAAAUUACGAAAUGGGUGAAGAAGAAUGGGAUUUACCUCCUGAACGUGAUCCAUUUCUAGAAGAUCCAGAAACUGAUGUACGCAUUGGCAAUGUACAAGUUUAUCUGCAACCUUUAGCUUAUUUGGUAGAAUUAAAAGAGCAAUUAGAGAUAAUAGAUUAUAAAGGAUCUGAAGUUGGAAUGAUGAAUGUCGAAAUAAUGCCUUGUUCCCCAGAAGGACUAGAAUAUACGGAAAACGACGAUAUGUUCAUAGAUAAUCCAUUGGAAUUAAUCGAAAGAGAUUUACAUUUUAUUUUUAAAAUUCACGGAUGUAGAGGUUUGCCAACGAGAUUCACAGAUAUACACUGCCGAUAUAGAGUAUAUUUAGAUAAAGAAGAUACAGUCACCGAAGUCAUCAGCGAUACUUCCAACCCGGAUUUUAAUCAUAAAAAAUUAUUUUCCUUUCAUCCAGUCACGCCUCAAAUGAUAGAUUAUAUUCAAGAUGGAUACAUUACGGUACAGGUGUGGGGUAAACAGAAACCAAGAAAAUCGGCCAUGGCUAAGGCAAAAGGAAAAAGUACAAAGCAAAUGUUUCAAGCUGAUUUAAUGAACCAAGCUAACAAUCUAAUGAAUGGAUUUAGGAUAAAUGGAAGGACAGUCGAUCCAAAUAAACAAAGCAUAAUAGUUGAAUUAUUAUUGAUGAAGAAACAACAAUCUAGACUUCAUCAACGAUUGGCAAAUAUACGAAGAUUAGUAGAAGAAUCUGAGAAAUAUAAACGAAGAUAUGUAUCAGUAGGAUUAGUUAAAGAGCUUUUAUAUACAGCUACUCCAGAAAUCGCUGAAGAACUUUUAGCCAAUAUUCCAGAUGAAUUUAACAGAGUUGAAGGAUCUUCAAUGUGUAAACUGCUAUAGAAUAUAAUUAUAUUCUCAAUUAAAUCUGUCCAUAAUAAUAAUAAUGAUGAUAAACUGGUACAAGUGUCUUAUAUUGCAUUUUGUACUAU
This is a messenger RNA of Centruroides sculpturatus (bark scorpion), 2592 nucleotides long. Its product is annotated as kinesin-like protein KIF28P. Bases 44 to 2503 code for a protein of 819 amino acids. The record is from RefSeq and is a predicted model, not a curated record. The transcript is spliced from 21 exons. Gene Ontology annotation, biological process: cytoskeleton-dependent intracellular transport; microtubule-based movement. Gene Ontology annotation, cellular component: microtubule; kinesin complex. Lineage: Eukaryota; Metazoa; Arthropoda; Arachnida; Scorpiones; Buthidae. Gene Ontology annotation, molecular function: ATP binding; microtubule binding; ATP hydrolysis activity.